CGCCUCAUGUCGUCGGUGCAUACCAUCCGAAGCAAGGUCAACAUUUGUUUCGAUCGAGAACGGUGGAGCACAAUCUGCUCUUACUCGGAUCCUAGCCAGUGCAGAACCAUAUUUAAGAAACGAGGAAAUUUUUACUGCGUACGGACCCAUCUUUUCAUCGUUCACUAUGCUACUGUUGCUUGUGGCCUCCCUUACACUCCUGUCUUCCGCUCAGGCGUCUUCCAAGGUUGCUGGUGCAUGGUAUGCUGGCUGGCAUGCUACUGGUACUAAUGCAUACCCGCCGUCCAAAGUAAAUUGGGACAAGUACAACACGAUGUACUAUUCUUUCGCAACAACCACUUCAUAUGUGAACAGUAUAUCACUAGAAGGGUCAGAUGGCUUGUUGCUUCCUGCCUUCGUGUCAGAAGCGCAUGCACACGGUGUUAAAGCCCAUAUUGCCAUUGGAGGUUGGGGAGGUAGCGUCUACUUUUCUUCCGACGUCGCGACGGCGGAGAAUCGCACUGCAUUCACAAAGACAGUGGUAGACUUUGUUGAAAAAUAUGAUCUAGAUGGUGUCAACUUCGAUUGGGAGUAUCCAAAUCACCAAGGCAUCGGUUGUAAUAUUGUCAACUCCAAUGACACUGCGAACUUUCUCUCCUUCCUCCAAGAACUUCGCGAAGACUGUGUGGGCUCUAAAAUCACCAUCUCGGCAGCAGUGUCUGUGACACCAUUCCGCGAUUCCGAUGGCAAUCCUUCAACUGACGUCUCCGACUUUGCGAAGGUUCUUGACUACAUUGCUAUCAUGGACUAUGAUGUCUGGGGUUCAUGGACCUCUGCUGUUGGUCCUAACGCCCCACUCAAUGAUUCCUGUGCGAAGUCAUCUGAGCAACAAGGCUCAGCUGUUUCAGCAGUGAAGGCCUGGUCCAAAGCAGGCAUGCCCGUCGAUCAGAUCGUCCUGGGUGUUCCAUCCUACGGACAUUCUUAUAGUGUCAAACCCACCGAUGCAUUCGUGUCGGGCACGAAGACACUAGCCUCUUACCCUGCUUUUAAUGCAUCUAAUCAGCCCGUAGGUGAUGCGUGGGAUAACACUGGGAGCGUAGAUGCCUGUGGUAAUUACCAAGGAUCUGGAGGUACCUUUAACUUCUGGGGACUGGUCGACGGUGGCUUCCUCAACUCGGAAGGCACGACUGCCAAAGGUAUCUACUAUCGAUUUGAUUCAUGCAGCCAAACGCCCUACGUUUACAAUGAAACAUCCGAGGUCAUGAUUUCGUAUGACAACGCAGAGUCGUUCACAGCCAAGGGCGAAUACAUCAAAAAUACUGGGCUGCUAGGAUAUGCUAUGUGGCAGGCGGGCGGAGACUACGAUGAUAUCCUCACCGAUGCCAUCAAUAGUGCCAUGUAAACUCGUCCACUGUAUUGCAUAAUUCAUACACCCUGUAUGCCCACAUCGUAGAUCACCCUCUUGUCGUCGUCUUCUUCAAGUUCCGUCCUGCCGUAGUUACCUUAUACAGCUUCUAUUGUGGGGCCAAAAUACCCCACCUUGUGAAGUUCCGCGUCCUAAGAACCCGCGGCAGUCUAAGGUUGAAUGAUUUAGUUUUAGCAUUCUGCGGACAUGAUGAAUUUCGUUACCGAUCACAACGGGAUUCCUGCAAAGGUCAGGCCGCAAAAAAAUACUUCCAUGGUUGGGUAGCUGGUGAGGGUCGAAGACGGGGCUAUCCGAGCGCGGUGUCGACGGGACCGUGUAAUGACCGGGA
This is a messenger RNA of Suillus paluster, 1733 nucleotides long. Its product is annotated as glycoside hydrolase family 18 protein. The record is from RefSeq and is a predicted model, not a curated record. Gene Ontology annotation, molecular function: chitinase activity; chitin binding. Gene Ontology annotation, cellular component: extracellular region. Gene Ontology annotation, biological process: carbohydrate metabolic process; chitin catabolic process. The transcript has 7 exons. Bases 167 to 1381 code for a protein of 404 amino acids. NCBI's taxonomy places the organism in Eukaryota, Fungi, Basidiomycota, Agaricomycetes, Boletales, Suillaceae.